AUGGCGUUGGAUCACCGGUCGCGGUCUCCGUCGACCCCUUCUGAGGGUGAGAUCAUUGAAUCAGGUUCUGAGAUGAAGGCAACUGCCUCACAACCUCCUUUAAAUGGCACCAGCGUUGACCGUCCCCUCAGAGAUAGCACUUCAUCGGCGCUCAGAUCUCCCUCAUCCCUGAGAGGCAGUACAUCACCACGCCGACGGAAAUCCUGGUCCCGGUCGCGCUCAAGAUCCCGAUCCCCGUAUCGCGACAGCAGAGGUUACAAGCGCAGACGCAACGACGAAUAUGAUGAUUACGAAAACAGUCGCGCUCGACACGAUUCCACCCGCCGUUAUGGAUCGAGAUAUGACGAAAGAACCCAGGAUCGAGCCGUACCUCACCGCCGCCCAAAGUCGUACUAUGACUACGACCGUGAGGAGGGUUAUGGUGGCGGAUUGCGGUAUACCGACGACCAGGAUCACGAUUCUCGAAAAGACAAACGACCGCGCCCCCGGAGCCGAUCCCCUUAUCGCGAAGCUCGAAAGCCUAAGCAGUACGGCGAAUCAGAUGUGAAAACAAACGGGGCAUUUCCUCUAACGGAUACCAAGAGGCUCAGGCCGUCUUGUGAACAGGUGACGAGUGAGAAAAAGGCUCUUGCUAGUACUCGGGACUCUAAGCUUCAUGCUGAAAAACUAGAGAAUCAGGUGCAGCGGGCUCUGCCCAGGCGAGCCCAUUUUGCUGAUGAAUCGGAGACGCCUGAAAUGGCAGAAGAACCCCAGUCGAUUGAGCCAGUCGACGAAGCCGCUGCUUUAGAGGCGCGUCGAAAACGGCGCGAGGCGAUCCGAGCGAAAUAUCGGAGUCAGGCAACGCCCUUGCAUCUGAAAGCUGUUCAUGCUGAUGUAGAUACUGACACAUCUACACCCGGCGCAGAGUCCACCAGCGCACUAGACAAGUCAGCCCUAGGCUCACCGCAAUUGUCUCCGUCUCAGACAUCUAAGGAUUUGGCUGGAGACUCCUUUCCUGGAUUUAACAUUGGCAAGGACGCUGACCUCGCCAAUCCUGGAACCCCUGUAGAUGGCUCUGAGAAGGACGAGCCUUCCGCUGCAGAUUACGAUCCAACAUUUGACAUGAAAGAAGAGACACAAAAACACAGUGGAGUUCAGAGCUCGAAAGAUGAUGUAUCAUCCGCUGCCUAUGACGAGACAAUAGCCGCAAAGCAGGACAUCCUGAUUCCCGACGCUGCCCCUGAACAACCAGCACCAGUACCAUCAAAGGCCAAGGAUCCUUAUGACAUGUUUGCUGAAGACGAUGACGAUGACAUGUUUGCCGAAGACCCGAAAGAUGACCAUCCUUCCCAUGCAUCAGCGAUGGCUGUCCCACAGCCCCAGGAACUAGAUAUUAGCAUGAUGGACAACUGGGAUGAUUCCGAGGGGUACUAUAACGUGCGGCUUGGUGAGUUGAUCAACGGUCGAUACCAUGUCACCCAAACCCUCGGCAAGGGAAUGUUUUCAGCUGUCGUACGGGCUACCGACUCCAAGACCAACAAGCUGGUUGCUAUCAAGAUCAUUCGCCAGAAUGACACCAUGCGAAAAGCUGGCAUGAAAGAGAUUGAUAUCCUAGAGCAACUGCGCGAGGCCGACCCUGAAGACAAGAAGCACCUCAUCAAAUUCGAGCGCUAUUUCGAACACAAGGGCCAUUUGUGCAUGGUCUUCGAGAAUCUCAGUUUGAAUCUUCGUGAGGUUCUCAAGAAAUUUGGACGAGAUGUCGGAUUGAAUCUAGGCGCCAUCCGUGCCUAUGCUCAGCAGAUUUUCUUAGGACUCGGCCUCAUGCGCAAGUGUAACAUCUUGCAUGCGGAUUUGAAGCCAGACAAUCUGCUUGUCAGUGAACAGCUCAACGUCCUGAAAGUGUGUGAUCUGGGAUCUGCAUCUUCCGCCUCGGACAAUGAGAUUACUCCCUACCUCGUUAGUCGUUUCUACCGUGCUCCAGAGAUCAUUCUCGGUAUUCCUUAUGAUUAUGCAAUUGACGUCUGGUCCAUCGGGUGCACCCUUUUCGAGCUUUACACCGGCAAAAUCCUCUUCACCGGUCGCAACAACAACCAAAUGCUCCGUUCCAUCAUGGAGUGUCGCGGAAAGUACCCGCCUAAACUCCUUCGGCGAGGAUCUCUCGCCCACCUCCACUUCGAUGACAUGCUCAACUUCCACGGCACCGAGGAAGACAAGAUCACCGGGCGUCUUGUCACGAAGAUUGUGGAUUUCAAGAAACCGACUCGCGAUAUCAAAACCCGACUCAUGGGCAAGGGCACGCGCGGAAUGUCAGAUGUGGAGGUGAAAGACUUACAAUCAUUUGUGGAUUUCCUGGACCGUUGUCUCAGUCUGAACCCUGAGAAACGUUGCACCCCUGCCGAGGCGUUGAAACACCCUUUCUUAACCCGCAAAUAG
Penicillium manginii is the source of this 2412-nucleotide messenger RNA. Its product is annotated as putative serine/threonine protein kinase (Prp4). NCBI's taxonomy places the organism in Eukaryota, Fungi, Ascomycota, Eurotiomycetes, Eurotiales, Aspergillaceae. The record is from RefSeq and is a predicted model, not a curated record. The transcript has 3 exons. Gene Ontology annotation, biological process: mRNA cis splicing, via spliceosome; peptidyl-threonine phosphorylation; peptidyl-serine phosphorylation. The coding region runs from base 1 to 2412 and encodes 803 amino acids. Gene Ontology annotation, molecular function: protein serine/threonine kinase activity; ATP binding.